GCCCCGGCUCCGCAGGCCCUCAGCGCCGGAGCCCCGCAGGAACCAUGCCCAGGUCCUUCCUGGUCAAGAAGGUCAAACUUGACACGUUCUCCUCCUCGGCAGACCUCGAGAGCUCCUACGGGCGCACCCGCAGCGACCUCGGCGUGCGAUUGCACGAGAAAGGAUACCUCAGCGACUACUCGGGGCCCGCGUCCGUCUACGAUGGCGACGCCGAGGCGGCGUUGCUCAAAGGGCCGUCGCCGGAGCCCAUGUACGCUGCGGCUGUGCGGGGAGAGCUGGGCCCGGCGGCCGCUGGCUCGGCACCGCCGCCUACCCCGCGCCCGGAGCUGGCCACUGCUGCGGGCGGCUACAUCAACGGCGACGCGGCGGUCAGCGAGGGCUAUGCGGCCGACGCUUUCUUCAUCACUGACGGCCGCUCGCGCCGUAAGGCAGCCAAUGUCAACGCCACCGCCGCCCCCUCCACGGUCUCGGCGGCGGCUCCGGACGGCGACAGCGGCGGGGCCGGGGCGGGUGCACGCAGCACGGGGGCGGGGGCCGGAGGCCGGGGUGGCACGCGAUCGGGGGCGGGCCCGGAGGCGCGCGCGGGGCCCGGGGCUGGCGGCGCGGGGGGCCGGCACGCGUGCGGCGAGUGCGGCAAGACGUACGCCACGUCGUCGAACCUGAGCCGCCACAAGCAGACGCACCGCAGCCUAGACAGCCAACUGGCGCGGCGUUGCCCGACGUGCGGCAAGGUGUACGUGUCCAUGCCGGCCAUGGCCAUGCACCUGCUCACGCACGACCUGCGCCACAAGUGCGGCGUGUGCGGCAAGGCCUUCUCGCGGCCCUGGCUCCUGCAGGGCCACAUGCGCUCGCACACCGGCGAGAAGCCCUUUGGCUGUGCGCACUGCGGCAAGGCCUUCGCCGACCGCUCCAACCUGCGCGCGCACAUGCAGACGCACUCGGCCUUUAAGCACUUCCAGUGCAAGCGCUGCAAGAAGAGCUUCGCGCUCAAGUCCUAUCUCAACAAGCACUACGAGUCGGCCUGCUUUAAGGGCGGCGGCGGCGGCACCGACGGUCCCGCAGCCCCCGCGCCCGCUGCGCCGCCGCAGCUCAGCCCGGUGCAGGCCUAG
Molecule: messenger RNA, 1109 nt
Organism: Loxodonta africana (African savanna elephant)
Lineage: Eukaryota; Metazoa; Chordata; Mammalia; Proboscidea; Elephantidae
Gene: SCRT1
Product: scratch family transcriptional repressor 1
Exons: 2
Coding region: 45-1109 (354 amino acids)
Biological process (GO): regulation of DNA-templated transcription
Molecular function (GO): DNA-binding transcription factor activity, RNA polymerase II-specific; RNA polymerase II cis-regulatory region sequence-specific DNA binding
Source: RefSeq, a predicted model, not a curated record